Messenger RNA from Calliphora vicina (urban bluebottle blowfly), 1521 nucleotides. It is a transcript of the gene U2af50, whose product is annotated as U2 small nuclear riboprotein auxiliary factor 50. Gene Ontology annotation, cellular component: U2-type prespliceosome; nuclear speck; nucleus. Bases 112 to 1398 code for a protein of 428 amino acids. The record is from RefSeq and is a predicted model, not a curated record. Gene Ontology annotation, biological process: mRNA processing. Gene Ontology annotation, molecular function: pre-mRNA 3'-splice site binding; poly-pyrimidine tract binding. The transcript has 6 exons. NCBI's taxonomy places the organism in Eukaryota, Metazoa, Arthropoda, Insecta, Diptera, Calliphoridae.
UAAAAAAGUACCUGGUUUGCUUGGAAUAUUGUAUGAUAGUGGAAAAUUAAAAUACUAGUACGAAAAUUGUAUUUAUAAUUAACCACCAGUAAAACAGUAGAAUACAUAAUAAUGGGUUACGAAGAAAGACGACACCACCGUACUAGAUCCCGUUCCCGAUCACGUUCUCCCCACUCACGUGAACACCAUCAUCGAUGUCAUGGUAAAUCGCGAGAUCGUGAACGCUCGCGCGAACGUCAUUAUCAUAAAUCCUAUCGUCGCAAACCCUCGCUGUACUGGGAUGUACCACCACCCGGUUUUGAACACAUCACUCCCAUGCAAUAUAAGGCCAUGCAAGCUUCUGGUCAAAUACCAGCUAGUGUUAUACCCGAUAUACCACAGGCUGCUGUACCGGUUGUAGGCUCUACCAUUACCCGUCAGGCCAGGCGUUUAUAUGUUGGCAAUAUACCGUUCGGAGUGACAGAAGAUGAAAUGAUGGAUUUCUUUAAUCAACAAAUGCAUUUGGUGGGUCUAGCACAGGCAGCCGGCAAUCCUGUAUUGGCAUGUCAAAUAAAUUUGGAUAAAAAUUUCGCUUUCUUGGAGUUUCGCUCGAUUGACGAGACCACUCAAGCUAUGGCUUUUGAUGGUGUCAACUUUAAGGGUCAAAGUUUGAAAAUUCGAAGGCCUCAUGAUUAUCAACCGAUGCCAGGAAUGAACGAUGCACCAGCUGUUAAACCCACUGUUGUAUCGCCGACCGCUAUUUCAACUGUUGUACCCGAUUCUCCACAUAAAAUAUUUAUUGGUGGUUUACCAAAUUAUUUAAAUGAUGACCAGGUUAAGGAACUUUUGUUAUCAUUUGGUCAGCUAAGAGCUUUCAAUUUGGUCAAGGAUACAGCAACGGGUCUCAGCAAAGGUUAUGCUUUCUGUGAAUAUGUCGAUUUGGGCGUUACCGAUCAGGCUAUAGCUGGUCUUAAUGGCAUGCAAUUGGGUGAAAAAAAGCUUAUAGUACAAAGAGCCAGUGUUGGUGCUAAGAAUGCACAAAAUAACACAACAACUGCAGCACCAGUGACAAUACAGGUCCCUGGCUUAUCUACUGUCAUAACAACCGGUCCACCUACGGAAGUUUUAUGUCUUCUCAACAUGGUCACUGCUGACGAACUGCGUGACGAAGAGGAAUAUGAAGAAAUUCUUGAAGACAUUAAAGAGGAAUGCAAUAAAUAUGGCGUUGUACGCAGUGUCGAAAUACCACGUCCCAUUGAUGGUGUCGAUGUGCCCGGUUUGGGUAAAGUAUUUGUCGAAUUCAAUUCGGUUAUCGAUUGUCAAAAGGCUCAACAAGCCCUGACCGGUCGAAAGUUCAGUGAACGUGUUGUGGUCACUUCCUACUAUGAUCCUGAUAAAUAUCAUAGACGUGAAUUUUAGACAAAUAUGUGUGUGAGUGUGUAAUUUUUAAAUUGUUAAUAAUUUUAUCUUGAUAUUUAGAUUCUAAUUUGUAUAAAUUAUAUUUACAAAAUACAUCUUUUUAAUAAUAUUAAGAAUAGUCAA